Messenger RNA from Racocetra fulgida, 1525 nucleotides. Lineage: Eukaryota; Fungi; Glomeromycota; Glomeromycetes; Diversisporales; Gigasporaceae. The record is from the annotation of a GenBank genome assembly.
AUGGGAUUUCACCUACACCAACCAAUAAAUGUAUCUGUAAAAGGGUCAAUUAACACAGUUAACGGGGGGAAAGUUGGAACCAUCAAAAACAAACAAGAAAAUUCUCCACUCAGAAGGACACCGAGAAAAAUAAAUAGAGUAAUUUACGCUGAAAACUCAAAUAAAGUGAAUAAUAUCAGCAAGCGAACCUACGAAGAAGUAUCAGAUGAAGAUUCUGAAGUUAAUGAUGAUGAGAUUGACGAUGACGAUGGAGACGACAAUGAAGAUGACUGCGAAGAUGACGACGAAAAUGACUACGAAGAUGACGACGAGAAUGAAGAUGAGGAUGUUGACGAAGAUGACGACGAGAAUAAAGGCGAAGAUGACAACAAAGACAAGAAGGCCAAGGAGAGAAAGAAGUUGGAGAAAAAGUUGAUUGAUGAUUUUAUUUCGAGAUUUAAGGCGAUAAAUGCGGACGACAAAUGGAACCUUCCUUCGGGCAGAUUUGUUGAAGACGAAGUUAUGGAUUUGUUUAGUCCUGAGGAAAAGGAGACAAUUUUAAACACUAAUAAAAAGUCUUUUCCGGCCGUACAAGAUGAUAUCAAAAAAUAUGUCAUGAAAUAUUACAAGAAAAAUGUCGACGAUCUUCGAGAAACCGUCAUGGAACCAUAUUUGAAAAACGGGGAAACCUAUAAUUCAAAAUUACAUUAUGAUUUGGAUGUUAUUGAAUGGGAGCAAGGCGUGAAUGCAUUAGCAGAGGAUAAUUUGGAAGCAUGGAUUGUAAGUCAUGUAUGGACUUUUAUUGUUGAUAUGGCAUUAAAGGACAUUGAAGAAACCAAAAUAGGAAAAGAAAUACUAGCUGGAGAGGUAGCUAGAACAGGAGGCAUUCACGAUAAAAAAUAUUUAGGAGAUAGAAUGAAACUAUUAAAGCUCAUGAAAGAUAUGUUCGAUACGAUAAUUGAAUCACUUCCGCCAACUACAAUUAAAAAUUACGAGUGUCUUUGUACAUUUGGAAUACAACUUUUCAGCACUGUUUACAUUAUGGAUCGCCCUAAAGGAGUUAUUUCGCGAUUAACCAAAAAAGCACAAUUAGAAGCUCCUAUAUAUAUUGAAGGCAUUUGCGAACUAAUUUUGUCUAUAAUUACAAUGUUGGAAUUGAAGCCAGAUUUAAAAGGAUGUCUUAGUGUAAAGUAUCAUCUUCUGGAAGUAUUUUUUGCGGAAGUAUCUUCUGGUCCGUUUGAACCUACAUCCACUUCUAGAAAGCAUGAAGAAGAUGAUUAUAAAAAAUUGAUUUUACUUUCAAAAGAUGCUUAUAACUUUAUACGAGAGAAUUAUUCCAGUGAUGACAAAAAUUCAAAGAAAAAUCUCAAAAUAAUCGAGGAAGUUUGUACUAAUUAUGCAUCCGAUGAGGAACACGAUCAGAAUUUGAAAGAAAACCUGAGUGAUCAUGAGUUAACAAAUGAAGAACAAGAAGAUUCAUCUUCAGAUGAAGAUGUAGAUGGUUCAUCUGGGGAUUUGACUGAUAGUUCCGAAGAAUUAAGAAAAU